AAACUACUACUGCGAUGUCCAAACGAAAACAGGACAAGAAAAAUGAUGACUCCGACGAUGAUUCUGACGUUAGCCUGAUCGACGUCGAUUUCGACUUUUUCGACCCAAAUCCCAACGUAGAUUACCAUGCCUUGAAGAGGCUCAUUGGCCAGCUUUUCCAGCGCGAUGCCGACCUUUUUCACACGCACGAGCUCACGGACCUGAUCCUGAGCCAGCCCAGGGUGGGGACGACGAUAAAAACUGAUGGAAUGGAGAGUGAUCCUUAUGCGUUGCUGACGGUGCUGAAUAUGCAUAUACACAAAGAUCAUCCUUCUAUCAAGGCGCUGGCAAACUAUUUCCUGGACAAGUCCUCCACAGACCCGGCGUUCCAUGCUACCUUACAAGGACUCUUUUCGCAGACAGAGUCGCACGUUGGCUUUGUGCUGUGCGAGCGGCUGAUCAAUAUGCCUGUCCAAGUAAUUCCUCCCAUGUACCGCAUGUUGAUGGAUGAGUUGAAAUGGGCGAUUGACGAUAACGAGUCGUACACGUUUUCACACCUCAUCGUCGUAUCGCGGACCUACCACCUCACGAAGGAUGAAGAAACGAUGCUAUCUUCCACCCAGACGAAGCCACACAAGUCAAAGAAGACAAAAAAAGCCCCAGUUCCGACAUUCACCCGUCCUGCAGACGGUAUCUACCCGUUUCACCCUGAAGAUGAAUAUAUUAAGCAGGCCUCCAUACAUGCAGUCGACUAUGCCUUCUCCACGUCACCCACUGUGCCCCGCGAUAAAGAAUCUUUCGGACUGGACACUCGAGGCAGAAUGAUGCUCAUGCCGGCCGAAAAUUUCGCGGCCCUGGUUGGGAAGAUGUCUGAAGCGUAUGCUGUUGGGUGAAUGAAAUUGUACGUCAGGUCUACAUAUUGCAAGUC
This is a messenger RNA of Guyanagaster necrorhizus, 907 nucleotides long. RefSeq lists its product as uncharacterized. The record is from RefSeq and is a predicted model, not a curated record. Lineage: Eukaryota; Fungi; Basidiomycota; Agaricomycetes; Agaricales; Physalacriaceae. The transcript has 5 exons. Gene Ontology annotation, cellular component: nucleus. Bases 15 to 872 code for a protein of 285 amino acids.